Molecule: messenger RNA, 4141 nt
Organism: Corythoichthys intestinalis (scribbled pipefish)
Lineage: Eukaryota; Metazoa; Chordata; Actinopteri; Syngnathiformes; Syngnathidae
Gene: tsc22d2
Product: TSC22 domain family 2
Exons: 3
Coding region: 678-2552 (624 amino acids)
Biological process (GO): regulation of transcription by RNA polymerase II
Source: RefSeq, a predicted model, not a curated record
UGUCUGCUGGAUGAGAAGCAGGCAGGCAGGCAGCAGCUAGCAGCCAGCAAGCAAGCAAACAGGCAAGCAAUCAAGCAAGCUGAAGUAAGCUUCCAGUCGCUUUGCUCUUGUGGCUAUCUGUCAGCUAACAGCCACAAGUGACUCACGCCACGAAGAGACCAAACUGCAACGACUUUUGACGUGUUUUUCCCCCUCUUUGCCGCUGGAUUAUACUUUAUACACGAAGGGGACAAGAGGAAUGUUUACAUUAUGAUUCCACACCUGUUGGUAUUGGGGCUGGCGAAACUAGCUCACUUUAGCUAAAUCGGCUAGUGAGUCGGCAUAUAGAAAAAGAGAGAGAACUGGGCUCUCACGCCGGGCCUGCCUUGGACUGAAGUCCCGGGGUCAGCUGCUGUACAACUUUGACAAGAGCCUGCUUGUUGCGGACUCUCAGAGACACAAGGACGGCUGACCGAGUGUCAAAGAGAGGCCGGGGCGGAGGUACAUUGACCGGACAACCCACAACGUCUCAGGAGUUUUGGAGACACUUGGACUGUGCUUGUGACUUUUCCCCGGAUCGCCCUAGCGAGAGAGCUAGAGGUAAAACGGUAUGGAAAAGUGCUUCGGCGAUACGUCUCCGUGUCUUUUUCUCAUUUAGUGAAUUUACCAUUAAGACGCAACUUGCGGCGCUUCGUCUCAUGUGGGACUACACUGACUCGUCAGAGCAAGCCAUCAUGUCGAAAAUGCCAGCGAAAAAGAAGAGUUGUUUCCAGAUCACGAGUGUUACGCAGGCUCAGGUGGCCGCCAACAACACUGCAGACGACACCGAGAGCCUGGACGAUCCGGACGAAUCCCGAACAGAAGAUGUGUCUUCAGAAAUAUUUGAUGUUUCACGAGCCGACCUUACUGUAUGUGAUAGAAGCUCAUCUGAGGAAACCUUAAACAUCGUGGGAGAAACGCAAGAGGGACAGGCUGCUUUGACAGCACCUGUCAAUGGGGCUGUCCCCAAUAAUAAAAGUGCUGGUAGCGGCUGCUUGCCCCCACAUAAUACGGUAACAAGUGUGCCUGCGGCAGCCACAGCUCAACCUGGUAUGCUGGCCCCUGCUGCCACUGUCUCCUCCACGGUUGCUCCUGUUAAUACCUGCAGUUCUCGCUUCAGGGUCAUUAAACUAGACCAUGGUACCGGAGAACCCUUCAGAAGAGGGAGAUGGACAUGCACUGAGUUCCACGACAGAGACACUGAUUCAAAUGGCAGUCGGACUGUGGAUAGCAUCAAGCCAACUGUAACGCCUGAUCACAAUAUAGAACGGGACAGUGGAAUAGGGACCACCAGUACCAUAGGGGUCUCUACCAGUACUUCCUCACAGGCUUUGGAUAGCAUUCUAGACAGCGGCCACACAACGACUCAUGCCACUCAUUCUUCUGAGACUGUGCAACAAGGCUUUGGCAUGGUCCCUCAGAUUGGGAGUGGAGCAAGUGCCUUUCAGCCCACAGGGUACUCAACAAGUACACCGUCAAAGCAAAUUCAACAUGCUCAGGUCAAUAUGCAACCUGCUGCUGCCAUAACCUUCCUCUCGAAUAACCACCAAGGCUCCCUGCAGCAGAAAGCUCCCAGCAUGCCUCCUACCACACAAGUCCAGCACUUUCCUUAUUCUAACCAUCCCGCAGGCCAGCCAGAUUACGGUCAGCAGCAUUUUGGUUCAAGCACUCUUCCCAUAACCCCUCACUCUAUAGGCCCCUCAUCUCUUAUUGUGCCAGCUGGUUCAGUAGCCCAGGGACUAGGUGUUGAGGCACCCUCCGCCCAGGCCCUCCUGUUACACAUCACACCAGUAGGAGGGCAGCAGCAGCAGCAGCAGCAGCUUGUCAACCAUACACAGCUGUCAGGAGGUUUAGGCUUUGCUUCAACAUCAUCAGUCACCACCAGUGUCCUGAAUGUGCCCACUACUACCAGUACCCCUAUAGGUGGUCUGAGUCAGGUGCUUGGCACCGGAGGGAUUAUUCAACCUCAAGGAGCUCAUGGGGGUGCCACACCAAGCAUUCUCUCUGGAUUCGGUAACCAGGCAGAAGAUGGUCGGCCCAAAUCUGAAGUCCUACCUCAACCGGGUAGCAUUGUGGUGCCAGUGAAAGACGGUAUGAAGCCUUUCAUCACAGAUGGUCUUGUCCUUCCUAGUCCUGCGGUCAACAGCCUGUUUGGCAUCCAUAUAGCCAUGGAUGGUGAUGAGGACAGUGCAUCCGGUGCCAGUGUCGUUGCAAUUGACAACAAGAUCGAGCAGGCCAUGGAUCUAGUGAAGAGCCACUUGAUGUACGCUGUACGCGAGGAGGUGGAGGUGCUGAAGGAGCAGAUCAAAGAGCUGUACGAGCGGAACUCCAUGCUGGAGCGUGAAAACGCUGUGCUCAAGUCGUUGGCCAACUCUGAUCAGCUCAGCCACCUUUCCAGCCAUGGCAGCACGUCGCCACCGCAGCAGCAACAACAACAACAACAACACUCAGCCGUUACAAACAGCAGCACCGCUUUGACGCACCAUGACGGGACUCAGAGCGUCCCCCACCAGCCAAACAUCACCUCGGCGUGAUCCCACACCCCAACGUAUCUACCGAUCCACACGCUAAAAUGCAUACCGUCCCUACAGCGCUGCGCUAAAUAUGCUCCAUUUAAAGAAAAUCGUGACAUCAUCUUGAAAGAGAGCCGUCAUCACCCCUCUGAAAGUCUUAACGUGGCUACAAGUUGAAGUAGAUGGCAGGGACAAGAGAGCCGGAGCAUGCCGUAACACCGCAGCGCAGGAUGCGUGGGAAGGCCCCAAUGGCAAAUAAAGCUCCCGCCAUGUUCAGCGUGACCUCUCUCUCAGCAUGCACACACCACAUCACUCUCGGGCGUCGGAAGUGACCAAGGGAUGAGUCAUCAGCAGAGGCGUCCGGCGGAGCAAGUCGAGUGCCUCAUUCAUGAUAUGCUGCAACAAAAAAAAAGCUUAUGUUAGUUGUUUUUGUUUCCUCAGAGCCACCAUUCUUUGAGAUGUACCAUUUUCAUUAUUAGUUCACCUUUAGUAUUUGCAUUUAUUUAUUUCAGGGCUGCUAUUUUCAUAAUCGCACGAACAAUGCCAUAAAAGACGAAAAUGUCUUGUCUUUUUAGAAUCUGUCAGGUUAUUUCGGUAGUCUCUCACAAACAAGCGUCAGUAAGUAGGGCAGACGGUAAUACGGAAACACUAAAGCAGAACUUAUGUGAGUUGAAAUCCAGGUUGAAUGUAUAUUUUGUAAAGUAUUAAAGAGUGAACAAGGUAUGUACAGUACAGGAGAUAAACUGAUAUUAACACAAACUAUUCUGUAGGUGUUUUGUCUAAAUGGUUAAAAAUAGAUUAGGGGCUUUGUUGGGGGAUGAAAAGCUGUGAAAUUGUUGGACCUACUUUAUAACCAAAGACUCAAAGCUGUGUAAGUCUUUCCCCCCCGGUGUCACAUCUUUAUUUUUUUAAACGCACACUUUCUCCCUUUGUAUUUGGCUCUUUUGCAUGAACUGCAUGCCCUAUAAUCAAACCACUUACUGUCAUGUUUUUAAUCCAGCACUCAGUUUGUGUUCUUGGUCAAUGGCUGGCUGUGGCUAUAGUGUUGAUGAAAGUGAAAGGGAACAAAGUCUGCAGGGGUUAAGGCAGAAAAGAGAAAAGAAGCCAUUUUUGUUACAUUGCAGAUUUUUAUCGUAUUUAACAAACUCAGCAUUUAGAUUUUGGUUGUCGAGUUUCAACACACCCUUAAAAAUAUUCAUGUAACAACUUCCCAAAAAAUUAAACCACAACGAACUUUAAGAAUUUCAAUAUUGGGAUGUUCCUGUUCUGUCUUGUUUGUUGUGCCUCCUUUUGCAUCACCUGCUUUUGUCAGGUUAUACUGAUAGUCUAUUGUGGCUUAAAACCAAACCAAAAUAUUUGGUGAUUGUACAAUGACUUAUCUUGCUACAGGAUGGAUUCUUUUUUUUUUUUUUUUUUAAUAAUUAAGAAAUGGGUGUAUUCUGCUUUUCCCUUUUUUGUGUUUAAUUUGAAGGAGGUGCCGUGUACAUGCCAAGUGUACUGUAUGGAAGUGAUCACUGAGCCUUGGAAAAAAAAUCUUAACAAUACCCAUGUAAUGUGCUGUUCAGACGAUUUUAGUUUUCAGACAAUAAUAAAUUACUGUUUUAUUAAGA